ACUCUAGGGCCUUAGUAACAAUUUAAGAAAGCCUGUUUGCUUUCUCCCCACCCUCUGCAGUGCUUAAGGUGGGUUGGGCAAAAUGUUUAUAUAGCUUUAGUUGUGUGACAGUAGAGGCAUAGAGCAUCGUGGUGAGCAAGGAACACAGACAAAUGGAAGACUUGAGUAUAAAAUAUGUCAACCUGGAACGAUCUGAAAAUCUUGAGAGUCAUAGAACAAAUGGCUUCGGCAGCACCAAAUCUCUGGUGGUGCGAAGAGGAGCCCCGUUCAAAAUCAGUGCUCAACUGGACGGCCGACCCUUCAACCCAAAGACGGAUAAUCUGAGGAUCAAAGUCAUGCUAGGUCACCUGUACGCAGUAAUACCUGUAACCUUCUCCAAGAGUUCUUCCUCAUCCAACUGGAAGGCCUAUAUUGACCCCGAAGGCUGGAACCCUCUGGAACCGUCUAUCUAUAUCUCCUCUCCUGUCUCUGCCUCAGUGGGCUGCUACAGAUUUCAGCUGUGUGUGUUUACGCAGGAUGGCAAGAAAAGCUAUGCAGACGGCAAAUUCAUCCUGCUCUGCAACCCUUGGUGUUCUGAGGAUGCAGUGUACAUCCCAUUUGAGGACCAGAGAGAAGAAUAUAUCCAGAGUGACUCAGGGUUGCUGUUUAUGGGAACAGCAAUGAACCUUGUGUCAAGACCAUGGUCCUUUGAUCAGUAUGAGCCUGGUGUUCUGGAGGCAUGCCUGAAUCUGCUCCAAGUCAGCCCUCAGCACAAACAUAACAGAAGAAUGGACUACCUGAACCGAAACAACCCAGUGUACCUCAGUCGGAUUGUGUCUGCCAUGAUCAACAGUGAGGAUGAUUGUGGUGUGCUGAAAGGGAACUGGACAGAUGACUUCAAACAAGGUGUCAGUCCCACCAUGUGGACUGGAAGCGGGGACAUUUUGAGAAAGUGGGCCCAGUCUGGUAAUAGCCCAGUCAAGUAUGGACAGUGCUGGGUGUUUGCAGCUGUCAUGUGCACAGUUAUGAGAGUUCUUGGCAUUCCUUGCCGUGUUGUCACAAACUUCAACUCUGCUCACGACACUAAUGGGAACCUGGUGAUUGAGGAAUAUUACAGCUCAACAGGGCAGAAGUUAAACCACAGCAAAGACAGCAUCUGGAAUUUCCAUGUCUGGGUGGAGUGCUGGAUGACUCGCCAGGAUGUGGAAUCUGGAAUGGAUGGCUGGCAGGUUCUUGACCCAACUCCUCAGGAGAGAAGUGGAGGAGUGUACUGCUGUGGUCCGGCUCCAGUCAAAGCAAUUAAGAACAAGCGUGUCGACCUGUUAUAUGACAUCCCGUUUGUCUAUGCCAGCGUGAACGCCGACAUCCACACAAUCAUCUUGGGCCAGGGUCAGGUCCUCAGCUUUAGCAAAGACACAGAUAGAGUUGGCUCCCUCAUCUGCACUAAGGCUAUUGGGUUCCCCAGAUUGCAGAACAUCACAGGAGACUACAAACACGUCAAAAGCCCAACUUCAACACUUUCAUCAAGACGCUCUGCAAGUUCAGCCAACUCAACAUUAAGCAGAGCAGGCUCAUCUCAGAGAGUGUUCGUUUUCCUGACCCUGGACAAAUCCCCUGUUGCUGGGGAACCUGUCAGCUUCACAGUGAAAAUCGUGAACAAGCAGAAUGUAGGCAAGAGGCUGAAGGUGCAUCUCAACGCCCAAGCAAAAGAAUACAAUCGCAACCCCACAGACACCUUCUGGGAAGACCAUGGUGUUAUACAACUGGCACCCAUGGAAGUCAAGGUGCUGCACCUGCAGAUCCCCCCAGCAAAAUAUCAAGAUGUGGUGGAAAGUAAACUGAUCAACCUUGCAGUUGUUCUGGAGGAUAUGGCCAGUCGUGAGACGGUCCUGGCCUCGGAGGAGUUCAACCUUGCCAGCCCACAGCUCAUCAUACAGGUUUCACGUGAAAACUCCAUUGUCGCAUACAAAGAGCAGAUUGCCCUGGUGUCUUUCAUCAACCCAUAUUCUCACCCAGUCAGUGGAGUUCUGACUGUAGCUGGGGCUGGGCUGCUCCAGCGUAAACUUCAGUUCAGGAUGCCUCCUCUGAGCCCAGGAGGAAGGGUAGAUCAGCCUGUCCCAUUCAUCCCCAUCUUUACACCAACAGGUGUAAAGAUGCUGCAAGCCAGCCUGUCACUCACAAACAUGAAUGUCACCAUUAGUGGCUUUAAGAUGGUCUCUGUUAAAAAUGAUUAGCACCUGUGGCCAUUCUCGUGGUUUUCCUGUGAUGUAAAUAACUAAUGUAAAUCUAAUUUAUUUUAUUUAUUUUGCUAUUUAUAUAUGUAUAUAUAUAUAUAUAUAUAUAUAUAUAUAUAUAUAUAUAUAUAUAUAUAUGUGUGUGUGUGUGUGUGUGUGUUUGAGCCAUGAAAAUCAGCACUGCUACCUUAAUGUUGUAUGAUUUUAAAAAUAAAAGUCAUAAAAAGUC
Messenger RNA from Archocentrus centrarchus (flier cichlid), 2442 nucleotides. It is a transcript of the gene tgm5l, whose product is annotated as transglutaminase 5, like. The transcript is spliced from 14 exons. Gene Ontology annotation, biological process: peptide cross-linking. Bases 153 to 2213 code for a protein of 686 amino acids. Gene Ontology annotation, molecular function: protein-glutamine gamma-glutamyltransferase activity. Gene Ontology annotation, cellular component: mitochondrion. The record is from RefSeq and is a predicted model, not a curated record. Lineage: Eukaryota; Metazoa; Chordata; Actinopteri; Cichliformes; Cichlidae.